AUGGCCGAGCAGCGGCCCCCACGGCCGCUCUACUUCCCCCACUUCCACGAACGCGCCGAGCCCCUCCCAGCCCAGAGCGGCGGCGUGAGGACGCCCUUCGCAGCCCUGUGCGGGCCGCGGCAGCCCCCGCCGGCCGCCGCCGAGGCGCCCCGCUGGGCGGCUGCGCUGGCGCCCAUCGCCUACGAGCCGCUGCGCUUUUUCUGCCCGGCGGCGGCCGCGGAGGAGGCGGGGUGCGCGGCGCGGCGGCCCGGGGAGCAGCUGGAGGGCGAGAUCUGCGAGCUGGGCAUCCGCCUGAAGGAGCUGGAGCUGCUGGCGCUCAUCGGCGACGGCUUCGACGCCCAGCAGUAUAAACUUCUGAAGGCACUGAAAGAAGAAAAGAUGCAAGCCAUGAAAGCAAGGCAGAAGCUGAAGAAAUAG
This is a messenger RNA of Chroicocephalus ridibundus (black-headed gull), 417 nucleotides long. It is a transcript of the gene C4H11orf91, whose product is annotated as chromosome 4 C11orf91 homolog. Bases 1 to 417 code for a protein of 138 amino acids. The record is from RefSeq and is a predicted model, not a curated record. Lineage: Eukaryota; Metazoa; Chordata; Aves; Charadriiformes; Laridae. The transcript has 2 exons.